Messenger RNA from Salvelinus sp. IW2-2015, 4535 nucleotides. RefSeq names its product kelch-like protein 11. Lineage: Eukaryota; Metazoa; Chordata; Actinopteri; Salmoniformes; Salmonidae. The record is from RefSeq and is a predicted model, not a curated record. Gene Ontology annotation, molecular function: protein binding.
CAUCCACUGCGCAUGUCAGUAAUUCCGUCUGUGUUUUGAGUUUAUGUAUGUGUGUCUGCGUGUGUGUUCUUUCCCACACGAGUUUACUGCAAUUCCGAAUUCUCACAACCACCGCCAGAAUGGCAGCUGCACCCCCGAACCAAGACGACUCUAGCCGGGGUAGUAGCGGUAGCAGCACGCCCAGCGUCCUUGUCGGGGACGGGGACACGGAAGAGGCCGAGGAUUUCACCUCCUCCUCCCACUGCACAGAGCUGUCUCGGCGGCAGAACGAACAGAGGAAGCAGGGAUUGUUCUGCGACGUGACGCUGGCCUUCAGCAGUGGGGCGGCAACCGGGAAUGUUCAGAGCUGUGAGUUUUCCGCUCACCGUUCUGUACUGGCCGCGGCUACGGACUAUUUCACGCCGUUACUGGGAGGGCAGUUCUCCGAGUCGCUGUCGGGUCGGGUUGAGAUGAAGGAAUGGAGCGCUGAAUUGGGACCAGACCCGGAGACGGUGGAGAGUGUCAUUCAGUACAUGUACACGGGAGAAAUACGUGUGAGCACCUGCAAUGUACAUGAAGUGUUAGAGCUUGCUGACAGGUUCCUGCUGCUGCAUCUGAAGGAGUUCUGUGGGGAGUUCUUGAAGAAGAAGCUGAGCCUGGCCAACUGUGUGGCGGUGCACAGCCUGGCCCACAUGUACACCCUGGACCAGCUGGCUCUGCGGGCCGCAGACAUGAUCCGACGCAAUUUCCACAAGGUCAUCCAGGAUGAGGAGUUCUACACCCUGCCCUUCCACCUGGUGAGGGACUGGCUGUCUGACGCAGAGAUCACCGUGGACGKGGAYGAGGUGCUGUUUGAGGCUGUGGUGAAGUGGGUCCAGAGGAACACAGAACAGCGGGGGAGGUACUUUGAGGAGUUGUUCCGUCUCCUCCGGCUACCCCAGAUUAAGCCCACCUYUCUGACGCGCGUGGUGAAGAACGAGGCACUGGUGGCGGCCAYCSAGGCCUGUCUCCGCCUGGUGUCCGAUGCCGUGGAGGGCCACGCCAUCCGCUGUGAGAACCUCAAGUCAGCUGACCUGGAGUUCUGGUCGUCCUACAUGGCCUCCUUCCAGCCGCGCUUCGGCCAGAACAUGGACGUGAUCAUGGUGGUGGGCGGGGUGUCGGAGGGGGGUGACUACCUGAGUGAAUGUGUGGGUUACUUCAUCUACGAGGACCGCUGGGUUAACCUGCCCCACAUCCACAACCACCUGGAUGGCCACGCCAUCGCCACCACAGAGUCCCACAUCUACGUAGCGGGAUCCAUGGAACCGGGCUUCGCCAAGACCGUGGAGCGCUAUAACCCCAACCGCAACACCUGGGAACAGGUGAGCAACCUGACCACACGUAAACACUCCUUUGGUCUCACCUGUAUCAAAGACAUCCUGUAUAGCAUCGGUGGCCACGGCAACUUCAGCCCCGGCUUCAAGGACGUGAGCGUGUACGAGCCUGAGCCGGACAAGUGGCACAACCUGGAGUCGGCGCCCAAGAUCCUGCGGGACGUGAAGGCGGUGAGCGUGGAGGACCGCUACGUAUACGUGACGGCGCGCACGCCGGUGGACACGGACAACGAGGACGGGCUGAAGACGGUCACCACGCGUUACGACACAGAGAGCCGCCAGUGGCAGGACGUGGACUCCCUGCCGCUCAUAGACAACUACUGUGUGUUCCAGAUGGCCGUYGCCRCCACCAACUUCUACCACACYGCCUCCUGCUGCCCUAAGAGCUACACGGUGCGGGACGAGGCCGCCAAGCAGAWGAUCAGCGCCCACAUCUCAGACGAGAUCCUGGAGAGCUUGCCGCCCGAGGUCACCAGCYUCGAGGGCGCCGCCAUCUGCCACUUCGACGAGGACGUCUUUGUGAUCGGCGGCUGGAAGAACAGCGACGACGUGGACAAGCAGUACCGCAAAGAGGCCUACCGCUACUCUGCCGAAAGGAAGCGCUGGAUGRUGCUGCCGCCCAUGCCCCAGCCYCGCUGCCGCGCCACCGCCUGCCACGUYCGKAUCCCCUACCGCUUCCUGUACGGCUGCCAGCGCUACCCCAUGCCCCAGAACCUGGCCCGCCAGCGGGACCGCAUGCAGCAGAUGCAGCAGCUACACCGGCGCACCCUCACCCUGCGCAGGCAGCUACAGUCUCAGAUCGAGUGCUGAGCUAUCGCAACCCCUGUCUGUCCAUCACAUCCGCCCCAGAGGGGGAGCAGCUCCAGCUCCAGUCCAGCUCCAAGCCCCAAACAUCCCCUGGCAGCCAUCGUCAUCAACCCCCACCCAUAACCUGCUGGAGCAGUGGCUCCUGUGUUGCUCUCAUGCUGGUUCUUUGUCAAGAGAACUCUGUGCCAGAUCAUCAGGUUGAGAUAUUGGUGUUAGUAGUGACUGUGGUGUUCAAGGCUGGGAGGUGUGGGAGUGAUGUGACUCUGACCAGGUGUUUGUCUAUGUGGGGAGGACAGGCUGAAUGUUACAAAUGUGAAUAGAGUGUUGUACAGUGACCAACAUCGGACUACACUACGUAUGUACGUCAGGCACAGGUGAUGUUUGUCUUUUUAUACAUGCAUAUAGUAUAUAGUUGUAUAUGUAUACUUUUAUUAUAUAUAAAUAUUUUGUGUCCCCCUUUUUAUGCUUAUAUGAUGUAGGCAAUGUGACACUUAAGUACGGCAGAAUCUACAUUCCUCCAAUCCAAUGUGCUUCGUGAAGUCAGUCGCUCUCCAUGACAUUCCAUCAGGACACGUGACAGUCUCUCCAUGCAAAUAUCACAGACACACACACUUACAUACACACACUUUGUCCAGCUGUAGGGUCGGGACAAUACCAGUAUCGCGAUACUCGUUAAGUGUCGUGGCAAGUGAACGUAACACGGAGCAGAUUUCACUUCUUCAGGAAAACAAACAUUUCAUGCUUUCAUCCGGAGUCACGUUUAUUUUUCCAGGCUAUAGCACACACUAUUUUACAUGCAGCAGUGUUUUCAUUUUUUCCAUGGAAAAAGUAUUACGAUCCUGGUGUCAUGCUGGCCCUACCAGUCAGUCGGACCAAACCCUUACCAAUGCCUGAUGGCUUUGCUGUGCUUUAUUUUAGCUUCAUCUGAAUGGCUCUGCUUCUUGUUAUUAUGGCUUUGAUACAGUAGCUCAACAUGAAUGAAAGGAGAAUAGUCUCAUUCAUAUUUAUUAUCAGAUCUACGGUCCAAGAGUGGACAACUUGCGACAGAGCCUGGACUCGAACCCAGAAUCUCUAGUGGCACGGCUAGCACUGCGAUGCAGUGCCUUAGACCACAGCACCACUCGGGAGGCCCCUUAAGGAAACAGUCUUAACAUGGUAACAUUCCAUUGAUCAUUUUGAAAUUCCAUCAACCAUUGAAUUAUUUUUCAGUCUUCUGCUCGUCACAUUCCUGUUGGUAGGAAACAUUGUGUAGAAGGACUUAGGUGGGAGUUUGUGAAUGUUUCUCUUCUUAUUUUGUCUGCAUUGGUUUUAUUGAGUUUAAUGGCUGGAGGGUGUAGUUCCAGUGGAGGACUUGAUAACGUGUGUGUCUUGAGUAGGGUAAGAAUGCUUGGCAAAGCUGGUGAAAAGCAUGCCUAGUAGUGCACUUGUCUACCGCUAAUCAGUUAGUAAUAUUUAUGUCCGAGUGGGUUUACCUGUCAUAUUUGGCCAAUUUUUCUUAUUUUUUCUUUUAAUCUAUAAUUUAAUCCAACUCCAGCCGAUAAUCUAUUCUGUUCCCAUGUGAGAAAAUAUGUACACUGCAGUGAUUUGCUUAGUAAUCGAAAAUGAAUGUGAAGUGUGAGGGAGCCCUGUUGCUGUACCUCAGGCUUAUUCAGGGGUUCAUCUGAGAGAUCCGGCCACAUUGUUACAUGUUCUCCUCACCCUCCAAAGACAGUCAGAUGUAUAGACCAGUGGUUCCCAACCAGGGGAACUAAGACCCCUGGGGGGUACUUGGCCUAUCCACAGUGGGUACUUGAAAAGACUGAGUCCAUAGGGUUAGUGGUAAAAUGUACAUGAGGGAGGGGUAUUCCGGGCAGAGCAAAAUUCAGUUGGUGGUACGGUAACCAAAAAAGGUUGUGAACCACUGGUAUAGACUAGAGGGUAUCCUUAUGUUACUGAGCGGAAUGACCAUAUCAAGGUGAAUGUGUUGCCAUUGAGUUCAAGAGUUCAUUGAUUGUUAUAAGCACUAUUUCUGAAGCUAAUUUAUAACAUAAAGCACUAUGAUUUUGAGAAUGCAAUGCAAGUGUAUUUCCUCAGUUUUGUUUCUCUUGCAUAGCAUUUGAAAUAAUAUUAUUGACAUAUGUCGGCAAUAUAUAUUUUGCUUUGCAUGUGGCAGUCUGGCAUUGUCAAUAUAUUGGAUGAAUUUUUUUUUUAUUGCUGAUGUCAUCAUUUGCAAUUAAAAUGUCUUUUUUUUUUAUAUAACCUUGGUUUCCCAUCUAUCUUGUGUGAGGGGUUAUCUAAAUUCUGAAUGUCAUUUUGACCAAUAUUAUUGGUCAGUUUUCAAGACUAGCUCUAUAAACAACUCUAUUUACAAAGCAUAGAGAAUGAUAGAGAAAGCAU